Pelmatolapia mariae (spotted tilapia) is the source of this 2955-nucleotide messenger RNA. RefSeq lists its product as uncharacterized. Bases 1164 to 2801 code for a protein of 545 amino acids. Gene Ontology annotation, molecular function: ubiquitin-protein transferase activity. NCBI's taxonomy places the organism in Eukaryota, Metazoa, Chordata, Actinopteri, Cichliformes, Cichlidae. The transcript is spliced from 13 exons. The record is from RefSeq and is a predicted model, not a curated record.
UUUGUAUCUGUAAAAAAGAUUUGUGCGUGUGUAAAACAGAUUUGUGCGUGUGUAAAAAAGAUUUGUGUGUGGACUUAGCCAAAAAACCCCUGCAAGUUACAAGUACGAAUUUUGACCCUAUUUUUCUUCCUUUAAGCUGAUUGGUCAAUGUCAUGUCAAUCACAAAUUAAACAAUCCAAUCAGAGAACAGAUGGGCUUGGCUGUCGGGGGGGGAUGCUUUACGGACCUUCAGGUCCUGGAAGGGUAACACAGUUUGAAGAUGGAGGACAGCGGUGGCGCUUCUGCAGCGCAGGUAAGCUUUAAUUUAUGGUUUACUGGAACAAGCUAAUUGUCCAGACAUAUAUUUUUGAAUAUCAUGUUCGGUUACUACACUGUAAUUUUUCACGGUGCCAAAAGCUAGCUUAAAAAGGGCUCUCAACAUUAGCCCUAGUGUUGCAUGUGUUCAAAUAGUCUCCUGUGUGGCACGGUCUGUCUGCUUAAACAUCAGCAGCAUCGUGGAGAAUUAUGUGUUUGGAUUUAAGUUUAAUCCCGGUGAGAUGUCGUUUUGGUAAUAUUUGGAACUGAAAUGCUCUGACUUGACCUUAGCACUGGUCCCAGGUCACCCCCGAGUUUGUGUUAGAGUAAUACUACAGUAAUUACAGUAUACAACAACUUUCAACAGCUACUGAAAGUUAGGGGACCUAGCUUCACUUUCAGUAGCUGCUAACGCGUUAACGAGCAAACCGUGCUAACGUGUUACGCUGCACUAACUUGCUAACGUAAAAUCGGUUAACGUCAUUUUAAGGAGAUAUAUGUGCGUGUAUAAAGUAUUUGAUUUCAAUUUUCUUUUACUACUGUAACUAUGGCUUAACAAGCUUCCUUAGUGUUCUUUUAAACUCUCACUCAUGACUAUUAGUUAUACUGUUAACUAUUUUAAUAUCAGGUUAAUAAGGGAAUAGGGAUAUAUCGGGAAACCAUAUGGUAUUGUUUAAAUGAAGAUGCAGAUGUUCAAUAACAUAUAAAUAUAUUUUCAACAGGAGCCAAAGACUGCAAUAGAGAAGGCUAUACUGAAUCUUGUGGGAAUUCUGUCAACUUCCCAGUCUGAUAUUAGUAGUGGAACUGCAACCACAUCUGUUACAGCGACAGUGCCUUAGCAAACCCCAAGAGUGAGCACCCAAAUAGAAAUGCAAAGGUCAUUUCCAGCAAUGUUUCAAAGAAGGCAAUCCAAAGGAAAGAGGCCUUUCCCAGCUCCUAGUAAUGUCAUACAUGCAGUUCGCAACAUUCAGUUGCAAUUCUGUCUUUUGCCUGAUUCCACGACAAAAACCCCAAAGAAUGAAAUACGGCUUCUUCAAGCUGGACUUGGAAGGCGAACUCUCAGCAUAGCUGACAAUGCUGAUCAUGAAGAAAUUACUGUAGCUCUGCAUGAAGAGUAUCCGAAGAUGAAGGCCCUAACUGGUGGAUGGCUCUUGUAUAAAGCAGGAGGUGGUAGCGGACAGAGAAAUCUCUCUCUAGUAUCUCAGGGAACACAAGGCUACACAGCCAAGACGCUCAAGAUGGCCACCAACAAUGGAAAAAAUACACUUUAUAUUGUCCCUCUCCAAGAAAAAAUUGAUACUACACCUCUUCCACAUGAUGCUGCAGAAUUCAGCAAAAUGCCGAAGUCUCAGUGCAAGACCUGUGGUGUGACUAUGCCUCUUCAGCUACUUGUUUGUCACGUAGAAAACUGUGUACAAGAAGCUGCGUGUGAAAGCAUGACUGACCAGGCACAUCAGAAUGAAGUCCAAUUGGAGCCUUCUUGUCCUGUUUGUGGAAAUCGUUAUCCUCCAGAUGACUUGGUCUUGCAUGCCAGUACAUGUGGUGAUCGUGAAGUGGAUGACCUGCAUCACACAGCACAUGAAUUCAGAGACACACUUCUCAAUUUUGCUGCUGAGAUGAACACUGACAUCCCAGCCAACAAUAAGGAAGAACAGUGGAAAAAGGCCAGUGAUCCCCAAGAUGCUGCAGUUUUGUUUAAGAGGCAUCUCUUAAAGGAAAAGGAGGAGAACCCCACAAUCACAGCUAUCAUUGACAUUCGACAAGAUCAAACAUCCCAGAGCCGAGAGAUCAUUGCUUUCUACAAAAGACCACAGAUUGAUUGGGCAGGACCUUUUCGUUGUUCUUUACAAGGUGACACAGCUGUUGGCACUGGGGUCCAGAGACAUUUUUUCAGCAUGGCAAUGCUAAAGUUGCAACAUGGCUUCAACAUCCAUAGCGGUGCAGCCAACAUGACCCUUCUCUUUGAGGGACAAGAGAACCAUCUAGUGCCUUCUACUUCUCAGAUUUUGGCAGACAGUGACUUAUUUGUGGUAGCAGGCAGAAUGAUUGGGCAUUCAUUUUUGAACGAUGGGCCACGAUUGCAUGGCCUCAGCAAGGCUAUUAUUCACAUGUUGGUCCAUGCUGAUAGAGACACUGUCACUGUCCAGCUCGAUGAUGUGCCAGAUCUAGAUAUUCGUUCUACAAUUUGCAUGCUUGAUGGUAAUAAACACCUCACUGAGCAGCAGAAGGAUGACAUUAACAAUUUGGCCAUUUCCUGGGACUUGCCACCCGUCAGUGCAGAAAACCGCAGAUGGCUGUUCCAACAGCUUCUCCAUCAUGCAGUGAUAGGCCGAACUAAAAGGCAGACAAAACACAUCAGAAAAGGUCUGAAGGACACCGGAUUGUUGACUAUGCUUCAACAAAGACCUGACACAGCCUCAGUGGUCUUUCCCCAGCAUGAAGACAGCAUUCUUACUGCACAGGCUGUUCUUAGCCACAUUGUUUGGCCAGGAGAUGGUAAAUGGUAAAUGGACUGAUUCUUAUAUAGCGCUUUUCUACUCUCCCGGAGUACUCAAAGCGCUGCAUACAACAUGCCUCAUUCACCCAUUCAUGCAAGCACUUCUAAACACAAGUGCAAACUAUAACUACAUUCACACUCCGAUGAAUGCAUCGGAGGGCAAU